AUGCGAUCACCAGAAGCCAUUCCCGUGGAAAAGUUAGCAACGGAUAUCGAGAUUGCCUAUGGGGGUCUGGGCCAUGAUAUUCCAGCCAGAAAUGACGAGGACAUCCUCGAGCCCCUGCAGAUUCUAUUGGCGACUCGCCGAGGCAUGCGUGCGGAUCGUUCUCUAUCCUCUCUCGAAGUCCCUGGGGACCGAACCAUUGUGUUUGUCGGUCCAUCUGGCGGGGCUGUCAAAGACAUACCCAUAUGGGCCCAGGUGGUCGAGUUACUCGGCAUGAAAGUACUCAUUAGCUUUCUGCUCUUUGGGCUUACCAAGUCAUACAUGGAAGAUGUGUUUAGCCGGCGUAACAUACAGAAUGCGGGAGAGAAUCUUCCCCUUCAGGUUGCUGAAUAUGUCACCGCUGCGUGGGUCGUCGUCCUAAUUUUGGCACGGACAUAUGUAAAAAGAGCCAUGGCCACUGCUAUACCGCCGUCAUUCGAUCCGCAAUCUUACGAGUACCGCUUGGCGCAAGCCAUGCAGCAGCGUGGAAUGUCCUAUCGCGAAGUAGUGACGUAUCCUCAAAAGAAGAUGGAGAGUAUCUGUUCGAGAAAUCUCGACGUACGAGAGAUUUUUCGAAUUGAAGCGCUUGAGGAUCCGGAGUGUGCGGAGUGGACUUGUGAUAUCUUGGUCAAAUUUUGGAGUAAUGGACAGGUUGAGAUGCAGUUUGCUGAGCUCAAUAAUCAGGACUGGAGCUUGACUCGAACUAAGUAUCAAAUAGGAUUGAGCCGCUGUGAUAUAGAAAAGGUCAUGACGGUCGUCUCAUGA
This is a messenger RNA of Penicillium daleae, 801 nucleotides long. RefSeq lists its product as uncharacterized. Bases 1 to 801 code for a protein of 266 amino acids. Lineage: Eukaryota; Fungi; Ascomycota; Eurotiomycetes; Eurotiales; Aspergillaceae. The record is from RefSeq and is a predicted model, not a curated record. The transcript is spliced from 2 exons.